Molecule: messenger RNA, 2262 nt
Organism: Phymastichus coffea
Lineage: Eukaryota; Metazoa; Arthropoda; Insecta; Hymenoptera; Eulophidae
Gene: Atg18a
Product: WD repeat domain phosphoinositide-interacting protein 2
Exons: 11
Coding region: 399-1826 (475 amino acids)
Biological process (GO): protein lipidation; nucleophagy; protein localization to phagophore assembly site
Cellular component (GO): cytosol; phagophore assembly site membrane; extrinsic component of membrane
Molecular function (GO): phosphatidylinositol-3,5-bisphosphate binding; phosphatidylinositol-3-phosphate binding; protein binding
Source: RefSeq, a predicted model, not a curated record
ACCGUCUCUCUCUAUCUCUCUCUCUCUUUCUCUCUCUCGCCUUGGCUGGUUCUUCCUAGCCCAGCAACUGCGCAUCGCUCUUUGUUAUUGGGAGCGUCAGCUGUUUCUGUCUGUCGGGUAUUCAAUAUGGAAUAAACGAGGCAGGGACACGAAAAGUUACUGCCAACUGAAAGUAGGAAAAAAAGAGGCCUCGCCCGCGCGCUUUUUAGAAAAAAACAACCGCGUUUUGUCGUCGCAGAGAGUAGUGACGAGAAGUAAUAGCGUUGUGCGCGUUGCUGCUGUUGUGUGCGUGUGUAUUUGUUGUUCGUGCAAAGGCCCCUCCAUAGCCGUCGAACGUUCGAUUUUUCGGUUGUUUUUUUUUCUUCUGUUCGUUAGUGCGGGUCAAUCCCCGUAUUUAUAUGCAAAGCCUCGCUCUCAGCGUGGAUCUAUUGACGCAAGGCCUUAAGCGCAGCAUCGCCGGACUCAUGAACCUCGCAAAUCCAGCGAAUCAAGAUCCUCAGAGCCAAGUGUUCUUUGUCAACUUUAAUCAAGAUUGCUCAUCGCUGGCCGUUGGGUCAAGGACUGGCUACAAAAUCUUCUCGCUCAAUGCGAUUGAUCAUCUCGAAAUAAUCUUCGAAAACGAUAUUGAAGAUGUGUGCAUCAUUGAGAGGCUGUUCAAUAGCAGCCUCAUUGCCGCGGUCAGUGCAUCGUCACCCCGAAAGCUCAAGGUCUGUCACUUUAGAAAGGGCACUGAAAUCUGCAAUUACAGUUAUUCCAAUACCAUACUGGCUGUGAAACUUAAUCGAGCUAGAUUAGUAGUAUGUCUAGAGGAAUCACUGUAUAUUCAUAAUAUAAAGGAUAUGAAAGUGCUGCACACCAUACGUGAUACACCACCCAACUUGAAUGGGCUCUGUACACUGUCCAUAAACAGUGAAAACUGUUUUUUAGCUUAUCCAGGGUCUAACACCAUUGGUGAAGUUCAGAUAUUUGAUGCUGUCAAUCUUCAAGCCAAAAUAAUGAUUCCUGCUCAUGACAGUCCAUUAGCUGCUCUUACUUUCAAUCCUAGCGGUACCAGAGUUGCAACAGCAUCGGAAAGAGGCACUGUUAUUAGAGUCUUUAAUGUUCAAGAUGGAGCAAAGGUAUUUGAAUUCCGUAGAGGUGUCAAGCGUUGUGUAUCUAUUUGUAGCCUAGCAUUUAGUUCAGAUGGCAUGUUUUUGUGUUCCUCAAGCAACACAGAAACUGUUCACAUAUUCAGAUUGGAAGAUCCAAAAGAUACACCACAACAGGCACCAGAUGAGGCACAAACUUGGAUGGGAUAUCUAACAAAAGCAGUAUCUGCAUCAGCCAAUUAUCUACCUUCACAAGUAACCGAAGUGUUUAGUCAAGGACGCUCAUUCACAAGUGUUCAUUUACCUUUUCAAGGGCUCAAAAAUGUUUGUGCUGUCACAACAAUACAAAAAGUGUUAAGGUUACUGGUGGCCAGCGCGGAUGGCUACCUUUAUGUGUAUAAUCUAGACACGCAAGAUGGUGGCGAAUGCACCCUCUACAAGCAGCAUAGGCUGGAUGGUAAAGCAGACGAAGUAGAUUGUGCAACCGUAUCUACAGCAGCUGGUGGUUCAAGCUCCAGUGGAGCAGCUGGUGAUGGUUCAACACCUACGCCAACACAGAACACAGUCUGCAUAAAUAGCUACGCGGGUGCGUUGCGCGGCCGAUCGCCCGACACCAUGUCAGAAUCAGAGAAGUAUCACGAGAUGAUAUCAGCAACAGAGAGUCCACCAAAAGGUAGCGGUACCUUCCGACUGGAUGACGACACGGAGUUUCCACCGGUGACACUACGUACCGACUGAAUUUUUUAUUUAUAAAAUCUGCGAAGUCUUCAAACAAACAAAAAAAAACACACGAGUGUACAUAAAUAAAAACAAAAAAAGUGAAUAAACAAACAAAGCGCACGCUAGUCGUAUUUGCUUUUAUCUUAUCGUCGGCAUGUCUUAACUUUGUAAAUACAUUAUUACUUUUUCUCUAUCAAGGCGAAUGAUCGACUAUUAGCGGCUCUUUUUAUCUUCACUCUUUCUUCUAAUUUUAAUUGCUCCUCUCUUCUUCCCUUUUGUGACAACUAUAUUUUUCGUCGUUUUUUUUUACUCUUUUGGUAGUGUUAUUUUUAUAUGAUGACGAUUGUAAAUAUAUCUUUCGGGAAAACACAGAAAAAUAACAAGUGAUAAAACAUCAAUAUACAAAAAAAGAUUGUAUGUUAAAAAAAGUAACAUUGAUGUCAGAUUUCUUAUG